This is a messenger RNA of Racocetra persica, 137 nucleotides long. The record is from the annotation of a GenBank genome assembly. Lineage: Eukaryota; Fungi; Glomeromycota; Glomeromycetes; Diversisporales; Gigasporaceae.
AUGAUUCUGAAAUUUGUUGUAAAGGAUCAGAAUCUGUCAAUUGUUGUUUUGAUUCGAUUUGCUCAUCAGAUGAAGUUGAUCUAGCUUUAAAACGUCUUGUCUGGACCAUUUUUUUAAUUUUGGGAAACCUUUUUUAG